AAACCCCGAGGAUGUUUCCUCGGGGAAAACACUCCAACGCUCAAGUCAGCAAUACUCAAUAUUCUAGAGAGAAGUGCUCUCAAAGAGUAAUUGCAGAGAGAGAAGCGUAGAGAUUCAUUACCUUCAUUGUUGGUGGUUGGGGGGUAUUUAUAGCCCCAAAUACUGACAUGCAUUCCCACAUGUAAGUAACUCAUUGGGCCACGUGGUGCUGCUCACGUGGGCGUGUCUCCUCUUCCUGGGCCUGUGUGUGCAUAGUUGGGCCUGUUAUAUGUGGCCUGAAUUUGGCGUUGGGCCUAAUCCCAACAUUACUCCCCCCUCAGCGUUCGGUUGACGAACUGGAUGGGAGUCUUGUUAGCAUGGUGCUUGGCCCUAAGGAUGAGGAGGGAUAUUUUGCGUUCAUGAACGACCUCACGUAUGAACGGCCUGUUUGGCUUGAAAGCAUGGCGCCUGACCAGAUGUGCCAAGGGGUGCCUGCAAAGGCGGUGGUCUUCAGGUCGCUCUUCCUAUGCCGUUUGUGUCCGUCCACCAGCGGGACGAGAUGGUACUACGUCUCGGGCAGGGAGAAGAUGUUGAUCUUCACCAACAUCAGAAAUAAGGUAGCGAGGUGGAAAAGACAGUUCGUGUUCGUGCGGGAUACGCGAACUGACAGGAUGAACAACGAGCUCGCCGCCCGUCUGUCAGAGUGGCGCACGCCGAACGCAUAUAUGAACUAUCCUCAGCUGACCAGUGGCGACGUCGACCUGAAGAAUCGGCUGCUCGACUAUGUGAAGGCGAGGGGGCUAGUGGAUUUGGAAACCUUGGUUACCCCGGAGCAGAUCGCAGUUCUCGGAUUUGUCGAUGUGGCAAAUCUACACUCUCAAGGAGUCAUGAGCAGCAUCCUUGAGCGUCAACGACAGAGAGCGCAAGGCUCCAGGAAUCGGGGAGCCGGGUCAAGUUCCCAACGCCAGUCUCGUUUUGACGAGUGGCCACCUGCUGCACCAGGGCGCAGCUCGCAACACAGAAGUUCCAGCUCGGCACAGAGGCCGCGUGCCGAGCAAAGAGUCGAGUCUGCGCCUUCCAGCUCCAGAAGGCGUUCGAGGGAAGACGCGGAGGCUGAUGCAGAGGAUGACGUGCCUCUCAUACGGCGUAGGACGGGCACCGGCUCGCAGCCCGCCCCGGCCGCUGCUGCAAUAGCCCCCAACGUGCCUCAAGCGCCAGCUCGGGAGGUUGCUGAGGCCGCACCAAUCUCAACGUCUGGUAUGCAGAACUUUGUGCCCCCUGCAGACCGGCUGCGUGCGAAGGGGCACAUUCAACAGCAUGGGGGGCAUGCUGCGCUGAUUAAGCUAAUGGAUGUGUUCAGUUACACUGUCGCGCUGUUUGAGUGCGAACAGGGAGCCCGAGCGCAGAACAACGAGCUUCAGAAAAGCUGCAAGCAACUGGCUGCUGAAAAAGCCAGCUUGACUGACGAGGUCAGCCGUUUGCAGAGCUCGGAAAUGGCAGACCGAGCAGCGUCAGCUGAAAGCCGAGCUGACGAGCUGGCCCGUAAGGUAGAUGAGCUGAAGGAGGAGCUCGUGAGGGCCCGAGUGGAGAGGGAGAGCGGCAUCCAGGCUGCGAAUGAAGAGGCCGGUCGUGCAGAGGAUCGUGCCAAAAGGGCCGAAGCUGAGAGGGAAAAGACUCUGCACGACCUGAAUGCCAUGGCAGAUAGGGUCUCCCGAGCUGACCUGCACGUCGCCCAAGCUGAGGCGUCCUUGGAAGAGUGCAAGAGGCUCCAUCAGCGGGAUCUCUGCUUCGCCCGUGCGCAAGGCGCUGAAUGGCUGCUUGGAGCAGAGAUGUUCCAGGACGCCGUGGCAGUUGCCUCUGCUAACACCACCACGGACAUUUUCAACGAGGUUCAUGGGAAGGUGUUGCAAGUGCGGGCAGAUUUCCCCAUCGGCGAGCUGGCUUUCUUUGAGGGCAAGGAGAGUAACGAAGAAGGAAAGAGCCUAGCCCAGCCAGCGGACACCCGGGUGAGGCUAAGAUGGGAGCUAAACGAGGAGGGGCUGCCCGUGUGGCCCCCCUCUGUGAUCGAAGAGGGGGAGGACACAGAGGGGUUGCCAAGUUUUGACGCUUGGGUGGCGAACCCCCAUGAUGUGCCCGCUGAGCCUUCUAGCACGCCCCCCUCUGCUCCGCCUCAGCUUGCGCCAACCGCGACUCCUGUUCAUUCUCCUACCCUUCCUCCUCCAGAUCGUUCCUCACCAGCCCGGUCUGUUACUGCCCCAAAUGACGCAUCUAUUCCCGUCGACUUGACGGAUGACUAGCUUAGGAUUUUUUGUUCUGUUUUUGUAUGUUUGUGUUAAUCAAUGAAUUUAUUUACU
Molecule: messenger RNA, 2333 nt
Organism: Rubroshorea leprosula
Lineage: Eukaryota; Viridiplantae; Streptophyta; Magnoliopsida; Malvales; Dipterocarpaceae
Source: the annotation of a GenBank genome assembly